UUCCUCAAUAUGUUCCUAUAUAUCGCUUCCACUGGCCCUUGGUCUGAUUUUGAGUCUCUGCUCGGCCAGGUCUUCAUCCAUCUCUUCUGGCCGGAAGCCGGUAUGUUGGCACUAGGUAUGAUUUGCGCUGGUAUUACAUCCGUUCAUGUUGCCGCAAGCUCUCGGUAAAC
This is a messenger RNA of Aspergillus ibericus CBS 121593, 170 nucleotides long. RefSeq lists its product as uncharacterized. NCBI's taxonomy places the organism in Eukaryota, Fungi, Ascomycota, Eurotiomycetes, Eurotiales, Aspergillaceae. Bases 10 to 168 code for a protein of 52 amino acids. The transcript has a single exon. The record is from RefSeq and is a predicted model, not a curated record.